This is a messenger RNA of Stegostoma tigrinum, 6071 nucleotides long. RefSeq names its product tenascin R (restrictin, janusin) (gene tnr). The transcript has 22 exons. The coding region runs from base 427 to 4122 and encodes 1231 amino acids. Gene Ontology annotation, molecular function: protein binding. The record is from RefSeq and is a predicted model, not a curated record. Lineage: Eukaryota; Metazoa; Chordata; Chondrichthyes; Orectolobiformes; Stegostomatidae.
GUCCCUAUGACCAGGAUGUUGCCCAGUGCUGUUCCUGGUAGGAAGCCGGUGGUCUACGUCUCACUGAGAACAGUGCUAGUGAGACUCUGCAGAUUGAAGAGAGGAUGCAGUGUGAAUCUUGCAGGUGCAGGGCUGUGGGUGAAUCGACUGUGUGGCUUAUCACAGAGAGGCUGGCACACAGAAUGCUGAAUUGCUGAAUCUCAGCAGCUCCGUAAUUUUCCAAUUGGGGAAGGACAGAGCUCAUAGUCGGGUGGAAGGUGAAUGCUCGGUGGUUCCUGCAUCAGUACCAGUCACACUGAAUGUUGAAGCAGGAGCUUAAUCUGGGAAAGGAGCUGAGAGAUUAGCCACAGCAAUCCUACACAAUUGAACGAACACACCAGUGUUCAGCCCCCUGGUGCACACACUUUGAGAAAGCUGUAACGUGAGAUGUUGGCGAUGAUGCUCACUGUCCUGGCCAUUUGCCUCAGUAUCCUCCUGGAAAUGGGUGACUGCCGACUGCCUAUCAGCGCUCUCCGGCAAAAACGCGACAAGGUCUCAGCCAGAGGUCAUCAUAUUAACCACACGGUGAUGAUCAAACAGCAGCCCAUUGUCUUUAACCAUGUCUACAACAUCAACGUGCCCAUGGAUUCGCUAUGUUCCAUCAGGUUGGACAGCUCCUCAGAACAGACUGAGUCUAUGCAGGAUGAGGACAUGAGCCAAGACAGUGAACAAAACCUGGAGAGUCAGGUAGCUUUCACUCACAACAUCCACAUUCCAAAACAGAUGUGUGACUGCCCGCAUUUCAACCUGCUCCAGAGCACCCUUGAAAGGAUCAAAAUGCUGGAGAGAGAGAUAUCUAUCGUCAGGCAGCAGUGCAGAACCGGCUGCUUGGGACAGGGAUCAGCUUCAGGUCGGAUUGACUAUGCCCCCAUGUGUAAUGGCCAUGGUAACUUCAGCGUGGAGACAUGCGACUGUAACUGUGAGCUUGGCUGGAUGGGCAAGGGCUGUUCGGUGCAAUGCUGCCAGUCCAACUGCAGUGGGCAUGGGCUGUGUAUUGAUGGCCAAUGCCUCUGUGACCAGGGCUACACAGGCCAGGACUGCAGUGAGCUGCAAUGCCCUGGGAACUGCAGUGGACACGGGCUAUGUGUGGAAGCAGAGUGUGUGUGUGAGACACCAUACACUGGAGAAGACUGUGGGCAGCUGAGGUGUCUCAACAACUGUAGCCAGAAUGGGCAAUGUAACCAAGGCACAUGCUCCUGUCAAGAAGGCUACACUGGACAGGACUGCGGGCAAGACCUGCCCACACCUCAUGGUCUUCACUUUAAAUCUAUCUCGGAAACAGCUGUGGAGGUGCAAUGGGAACCAUUCCAGUUUACGUUUGAUGGCUGGGAGAUCAGCUUUAUUGCAAAGAGUAAUGAAGGUGGAAUGGUGCUUCAGCUCCCUAGUACUGUCACAGCCUACAACCAGUCAGGCCUGAGGCCUGGGGAGGAAUACACAGUCAACGUGGUCGCAAUUAAAGAACACAGCAGAAGCUCUCCAGCUACAGCCAUGGUAUCAACACUGACUGAUGGGCCAAAUAAGAUCAUCGUCAGGGAGGUGGCUGAUACUGUGGCCUUUGUUGAAUGGACACCUCCGAGAGUCCAUGUGGACUAUGUGCUACUGUCAUACGGACUCAUCAGUGGGGCAAGCGAGAAGACUGUGUUAAAACUGCAGCCCAGCCUGAGCCAGUUCUCCCUGCAGAAUCUGAGACCCGCGUCUCAGUAUGAGGUGUCAGUCACAGGCAUUCACGAUGGCGGACAGAGUCAGAUUGUGACAACAGCCUUUACCACAGAGCUUGAUGCUCCCAGGAACCUGCGUGUGGUGAACCCCGGGGACAGCAGUCUAGAGGUGGAAUGGCACAACAGUCAAGCUGAUGUUGACAAGUACAGGGUGGUGUACAGUACCCUGGCAGGCGGGCAGUACCAUGAAUUGAUUGUGCCCAAAAACAUAGGGCCAACGAGCAAAGUCAGUCUGACAGACCUAUUGCCUGGAACAGAGUAUGGGAUAGGAAUAUCAGCCAUUAAGGAGACUAAACAGAGUGUACCAGCCACCAUGAACGCAAGGACUGAUCUGGAUCAUCCUCUUGGCUUCACUGUGGCAGCCUCAUCCAACAGCAGCAUUUCCCUGGUGUGGACACAUAUCCGGGGCCCUGUCGAUCACUACCAGGUCAGCUACAGCACAGCGACGGGCGUGAAUUCACAGGUGACAGUUCCAAAGGGCAAUACCAUGGUGACCCUCAAUAACUUGGAGCCCCAUACAAAGUACAACCUAUCGAUCGUGGCAGUACGAGGCUGGCAGCAGAGCUAUCCGUCUAUCACCGAGGGUAUGACAGGUUACUAUCCAGUGCAGGAGUUACUGUUCUCUGAAAUCACGGAGAGCUCUGUCAAUGUGUCCUGGCUGCCGCCAACCUCUGCCACUGACAUCUUUAUUCUAAAUUAUAAUCCCCGCACACAUGGAGAGGCACAGCAAUUGAUAGUGAAUGGCAGAGAGACCCAUGCUACACUCACCAACCUCCAGCCUGGAGUGGAUUAUCUGGUCACAUUGCUUGCUGUGCAGGGAACGGUUACUGCAGAACCUGUGCUGGGGUCAUUCACAACAGCCUUGGACCCACCUCGGAAUGUAUCGUUCACUAAUGUUUCUGAGGACUCGGUGACAGUGGUGUGGAGCAGGCCUGUAGCUGCCUUUGAUCAUUACCAGAUGCUGUACCAGCCAGCGGCUGUCCUACAGGGGUCAGCUGAGAGUGUGGUCAUCGAAUCAUAUCUUACCGAGUAUACCCUGACUGACUUACAGCCAGCGACUGAGUACAAGGUGAAUUUAAACACAGUGCGAGGACUUGCUGAGAGUCGGUUCAUUUCAAAUACCGUUCAGACAGCUAUGGACAAGCCCCUGGACGUGCGGGUUCUGAACAUGACUCCCACAGAAGCCGUGCUCGAAUGGAUUGCACCUCAGGCCACAGUGGAAAACUAUGUUAUCUUCUUAACACAAAACCAGCUUCUAGUUGUUGCUAACACUGUCCAUGCUGAUGGAGAGACGACACGGUACCAGCUCAGUGGACUCCAGCCGUUCACCAAUUACUCCGUCACCAUCUACGCUACCAGCGAUUUCCUGACCAGUGUCUCAGCCUCCACCAACUUUCUCACUCCUUUGGAUCCUCCUCGAAACCUAAUGGUGAGUGAGGUGACUCGGCGCAGUGCUCUGAUUUCCUGGUUACCUCCUGUGGCUGACAUUGAGAACUAUGUGCUGGUGUACAAGGACCACAGCGGUCAGCAGAAGGAGCUGAUCCUUGAUGCAGACGAUACUUGGAUUCGACUAGAGGGCCUGUCCGAAACAACAGUGUACUCACUGGGGCUGCAGUCAGCAUAUGGCACCAUGAGGAGCACAACAGAACAUGCCUCGUUCACUACAGCCGGACGCCUCUACCCACACCCUUGGGACUGCACUCAGCACCUGCUCAACGGGGACACCAUCAGCGGCAUCUACACCAUCUACCUCAAUGGAGAGCUACAGCAAAGCAUGCAAGUCUACUGUGACAUGACCACAGAUGGUGGUGGCUGGCUAGUGCUCCAGAGGCGGCAGAAUGGACUGACAGACUUUGCACGGAAGUGGGCAGAUUAUCGAGUGGGUUUUGGAAAUCUGGAGGAUGAGUUCUGGCUGGGGUUGGACAACAUUCAGAAGAUCUCUGCCCAAACCAGAUACGAGCUGCGAAUCGAUCUCCGUGAUGGCCUUGAAUCAGUCUAUGCAACCUAUGAUCGAUUUUACUUGAGUGAUGCACGGAACCUCUACAAGCUGAGGAUUGGAGAUUACAAUGGGACAGCUGGGGACUCCCUCUCCUAUCACCAGGGACGUCCAUUCUCCACCAAGGACCGGGACAACGAUGUUGCGAUCACAAACUGUGCUUUGUCUUACAAGGGAGCCUGGUGGUAUAAAAACUGUCACCGCGCUAAUCUCAAUGGAAAAUAUGGGGAGAAUCGCCACAGUCAGGGUAUAAACUGGUUCAGCUGGAGAGGUCAUGAGCUGUCCAUUCCAUUUGUUGAGAUGAAGGUGCGACCCUCCGACUUCAAAGCAAUGAUGUGGAGAGGCAGUCACUCCCUGCCUUUACAAUGAGCUUGCUUGGAAUCUAGCUGCAGUCUGAACUGGAGGGUGGUCAGCGCUGGUGAUCAGAGAAUGAUUCCUCACAGUUAGAGACCCUUUCCGCUGAAGACAGACAACAGGAGCAACCUGCCCCCUUUUGAAUUCACACCGAGACUUGCCAGGCCCCUGUCCAAAGACUUGCUGUUGAAAUGACCUCCACACCCCUGGGGGACUGAAGACGUUCCCAAUAUCCUUUCAUUUAGACGCAGCUGGAAUGUUUCAGCACGGCUCCCCCUCUGGAUAUUUCGGAUUCCUCUGGGUUGGUUUCUCUCUCUCUAUCUCUCUCUCUCUCUCUUUCUUUCAGUCUGCGCAAUGCUCCACACACCAUCUACAACAACUGGCCUGCAUUCACCCAGGACAAAUAGAUAUCCCUCCCCUGACUUCUGCUUCUUCACAUUGCACCCUGGGCCACUGCGUUUUGAAAUCAUUUGAGAAAAGAAAACAAAAUGCAGCUUCCUGGAGCUGGCAACAUUUCACCUCUGUAAACACACCAAGAGGGUACAGGCCUCUAAGAUACUUGCUGAAGGGCCUACUACAGGGAAUCUCACCCAGGAACAUGGGAGUAUUGACACAGGGUUCAGGGCUACUGAAGAGAUUUAGCAAAAUAGUUUAGGUUUCAUUCAGCAGCAAAAGGUGGCAGGGAAGAGAGAGCAGGGACAGAGGAGAGCAGCAAUUAACAGCAGCAAGUAAAAUCAAUGGGUUUGUACAGUGAAAUGUGUAGGAGCAACAGGCCAGCAAGUGGAAUUAAUAAACGGAGCAGACUGGCCAUUACACAUGGAUCUCACUGUAUCACACUGGUCAAUGUACACGGCCGUCCCUGUGUGUCGCACUAGUCAGCGUACACAGCUCUCCCUGUGUGUUGCACUGGUCAGUGUACACGGCUCUCCCUGUGUAUUGCACUGGUCAGUGUACACGGCGCUCCCCAUGUGCUGCUCUGGUCAGUGUACACAGCUGUCUCUGUGCACUGCACUGGUCAGUGUGCAUGGCUCUCCAUGUGUGAUGCACCGGGCAGUGUACACAGCUCUCCCUGUGUGUCAUACUGAUCAGUGUACACAUCUCUCCCUGUGUGUCACACUGGUCAGUGUACAUGACGCUCUGUGUGUGAUGCACUGGUCAGUGUACACCACGCUCCCUGUGUGUCACACUGGUCAGCAUACACGGCACUCCGUGUGCCGCACUGGUCAGUGUACACGGCUCUCCCUGUGUGCUGCACUGGUCAGUGUACAUGGCUCUCCCUGUGUGUCACACUGGUCAGUGUACAUGGCUCUGCCUGUCUGUCACACUGGCCAGCAUACACAGUGUUCCCUGUGUGUUGCACUGGUCAGUUUACACGGCUCUCCCUGAGUCACAUUAUCCGUUGGAGGCAUAUUUAUUGUCACAUUUGUCAAAAAUAUUGAUGUGGGGUGCUUUGCUGUUCAGGGAGUUGGUCUAUAUAUACCUCUUCUUCCCAGCUAACCAGCUGUGAAUCCUCCCAAUCUGAGCACACUCCAAUCAGGUCAUUUUGUCUGGUUUUGUUAUGGUGGAUGACCAUUCGCUGAUUCGCUCAAUCGCUACGCAGUCUGAUGGGAAAUCAGCUCAAUGGAUGGGUGUUAUAUUCGCUGAUAAUAUCCUGCUGCUCAGUCUGUGCUUGCUGGUCCAUCUCUUACGGUACUGCACUCUUCGCGUGGUACCAUCUGGUCCCAGCUUUCCAACACUGCUGUAGAUCAGAGUUAAAUCUUUUUAUAAAACAUUCCUGUUUGCGGCAGAUUAACCCUUUCCCCUGUGGUAACGACUUGUGAAUGCAUGUGUCUCUCUAAAAGCCCCGAGGACUUGACUUUCCACAGCAAUGGUACACGACAGGUUCUCAAGAAGCAACUUCAGAAUCCUCUUCCAUUUUGUAUCAUUUGGAAUAGAACUGGAAAUAUAAACAACUGUCUCUGUAA